This is a messenger RNA of Rotaria socialis, 249 nucleotides long. Lineage: Eukaryota; Metazoa; Rotifera; Eurotatoria; Philodinida; Philodinidae. The record is from the annotation of a GenBank genome assembly.
AUGAGUCAACGUUUUCGAGCUCUUGUUUGUCACGAUGGUCUAUUUGAUAUGCGAGAAAUGGGUGAUGCUACAGAAGAAUUAUGGUUCUCAGAACAUGAUGUUGGUGGUUUUACUCCUUAUGAAAAUCCACAAGCUGGUUUUGAAUAUGUUCAAUUAAUUAAUGAUUAUGAUACUCGAAUUCGCAUUAAUGGAGUUGUUGAAGUUUUUAAUCGAACGUCAUUACCAUUUAUUUGGCCACCAAAUAAUUAA